Megalopta genalis is the source of this 2660-nucleotide messenger RNA. The record is from RefSeq and is a predicted model, not a curated record. Lineage: Eukaryota; Metazoa; Arthropoda; Insecta; Hymenoptera; Halictidae.
ACAAAAGUAUGAACACAUGCAUAUAAUCCUGUUAAGUUGUAGAAAGUUUACAAACAAAAACAUUGUGUAACGACGCUAUAUCGUCAGAAAUUAAUAUUAGCUUGAAUAAGCUUUUCUUUACAAAACUAACACAAUCCUAAUUUCAUGAAGUAGUAUUAUUUUAAGUCAUGGAUAAUUACUGUGAUCCUUUCGGCUUUACUAAACAAACAGCUAUUUUAUUGCGUGGCUUAGAUGCAUCUGAAUUAAUACCUUCAUGCAAGAAAAGAAAUAUAUCAACUGAUGUAUUACACGAACUCAGUGUACAGGAGUUUAUGAUAUUAGGUGCUGAUUCCAAAAAGGCUGAAGAAAUAAAAAAGGCUUUAAGUAUAAGAAGAAAAUCUGGUGUAAUAGUAACAAGUAUUCAAGACAGACUUGAUGAUUUUUUUGAAAUAAUUACAUACGGUGAGCAACAUUUAUGUUCUAUAUCACCAUUUCUAACAUAUUGGCGAUUGAGACUUGUAACCGAAAGAAUCAAUAUAUUUGUUAAUCCUGACAAAUGCUUAAGCGCAUCUCAUAUAUUACCCAUUUCCAUUGAUGCAACAUUAUCGGAAUUUGAAAAAACNNUGGAAAAUCUUACAGAGUUAAAAAAAUUAAUUUCAAGGUUCAGUCGUAGUAAGAUGGACGGUGGAGCGUACGGUGGAGGAAAGGCAGGAGCCCCUUUCGACCCCAUUGCCUUCGUUCAAAGGCCUCAAGUCAUCCUAAGAGCAGUAUGCUUGCUCUUUGCAAUAAUCGUAUUCGGAUGCAUAAGCAACAAGGGAUACAUUACAAAAGAAGGAGGAGAGGAGGUUUGUCUCUACAACGGGGAUCACAAUGCUUGUAAUUAUGGAAUAGGAAUCGGAGUCCUUGCCUUUCUUGCUAGCAUCGGAUUCCUUAUCGGGGAAUACCUAUUCGAGCAGAUGUCCUCUGUUAAAACCAGAAAGCAUUUCGUCCUUCUUGACCUGGGAUUUUCAGGUUUUUGGGCAUUCCUCUACUUCGUUGGAUUUUGUUAUUUAACCAAUGCUUGGAACAAAUCAGAAAAACCGGACAAUAACUAUGGAGUGAACAAUGUCCAGAGUGCUAUUGCCUUUUCCUUCUUCUCCAUUUUUACCUGGGCUGGCUGUGCCUGGUUCGCCUUCCAAAGAUUCAAGCAAGGAACCGAUGCUGCUUUUGCACCUAGUUAUGAGGCAGAUCCUGUUGGAGGCACAGGCUAUACAAGUUAUCCUGAUGCAACUGAUACUGGAUAUCAAGACCCUCCAUUCGGCCAACAACAACAGCAACAGCAGCAGCAACAACGGAUGCCUGAAUUCCAAGCACCAGCUUACUAACCCCUUCAGACAUAAUCUGAGACUAUUGAUACAACGCAAGAAUCAAUAGAUGAAAAGAAGACAAGAGCUCCAUAUGAAACUCUUCGACUACUCGAUAGAUCAUUGAGCAAUGUCAAUAGAGUAAGUUUUCAUAGUAAGACAAUUAUAGUGAAUGAAAGAAAGGGAGGACAAGGCAAAGGAGAUUGAAUAUGAAAACAGAUGAGAAGGAGAUAGGAGAGGGAAAGAACAGAAGAGAGAAUCUAUGCCUGCUUGAAUAUGUGUGUAUGUAUGUGUAAAAGAAUACAUAGUAUGCAUGGAUCUAUGAGUGCAAGACAAGAAACGUUACUUGUUGAAACUGUGCUUCUUAUUGUUGACCACUUACUAAGUCUUACACCUGAGAUCGAUAUGGCGUAAGCAUAAACGAAGAACAAACAAAACAGAAAAAAUAAUUGGCUUGAUGCCCUUGAGUACACAUUUGAGAUUGAAAUAAAAAGAAGAAUUGUAAAAGUACAGAAAAAUGAAGACGGAAAGGAAGGAAGAAAGAUGGGCACUCACCAUCCACAAAAUUAUAUAUAUAUAUAUAUUAAUAUAAAUAUAAAUGCAUAUAUAUAUAUAUGAAUAUAAUGUAUAAGGUGUAUCGAAAAUAGAUCUGUACAAGUGAAAAAUAUAAGAAUUCCGUAUUAGUGAAAGAAAUGGUUCUUAAGUUUUGAGUUUUUUUUAAUUUAUAUAAUUAAAGUGUUCAAUUUGCACGCAGCUUUGUUAUCUAAUGAGGAAUGUUUAAAGUGAACGCACAGCUGCACUGUACUUAAUCGUAGCCAGUGAAUGGCAACAAAAAAUUUCACUUUUAGAGAAAUUUCUAUGUUUUUCAUUUGUAUCACUGUUUUCAGAAUGCCAUGUGUAUGUACACGUAUGUAUGUAAACAUAUUACAUAUAUACAUACAUGUAAUGUAAACGGAUUCAGGAUAGCAGCUCUGUAAUAAUUCUUAAGUAGUUACAUGCACAUAUAUUUUACUGUGUUAUAUCGUGUUCAUAAAAAAUCGCGGAUACGAUUGUACCUUUUCAAUACGCAGGACCUAUCAGAAAUUAAGUCAGUUAGGCAUCUUAUUUCUUAGUCCAUUUAUCAUACACGACACAAUAUUACUAGCAAAUCUAUCAUUAGUGAUUCGCCACAUGCCACAUCUGUGUAUCAGCGAGUUACAAGUAACUCUUUUGUAAAUGUACUAAAAGCCAAAAUUUGAUUAUUAACUCGAUGUGAUGUGUCGUGUAUCUCAAUUACGAUAAUUGGAUUCCAAUACGUAUUAUAAAAGUUAAAUAUAAAACUGAGAUUGUUCUGUUAUA